This is a messenger RNA of Monodelphis domestica (gray short-tailed opossum), 5099 nucleotides long. RefSeq names its product PHD finger protein 20 like 1 (gene PHF20L1). NCBI's taxonomy places the organism in Eukaryota, Metazoa, Chordata, Mammalia, Didelphimorphia, Didelphidae. Gene Ontology annotation, biological process: regulation of transcription by RNA polymerase II. Gene Ontology annotation, cellular component: NSL complex. The record is from RefSeq and is a predicted model, not a curated record.
ACUCGCCCUGGUUCCUCGCCCCCGGGGCUGAGGCAGAGACCCAGGCAGGCUGUCCUGCUUGGGCUCGGGCCCCGGCGCCGGCGCUGGCCAGGCCCAACCGCUGGGAACGGAACGGAGCGGAGCUGAGGAGGCCGAGUCGUAGUGAAAAGAGAAAACUGAAGAACAGACUCUCAAGAUGAGCAAAAAGCCCCCAAAUCGUCCUGGAAUCACUUUUGAGAUUGGUGCUCGUUUGGAGGCACUGGACUACUUACAAAAAUGGUACCCAUCACGAAUUGAAAAAAUAGACUAUGAGGAGGGUAAGAUGUUGGUCCAUUUUGAACGCUGGAGUCAUCGUUAUGAUGAGUGGAUUUACUGGGAUAGCAAUCGUUUGAGACCUUUGGAAAGACCAGCACUACGAAAAGAAGGACUGAAAGAUGAAGAGGAAUUCUUUGACUUUAAAGCUGGAGAAGAAGUUCUAGCGCGUUGGACAGACUGUCGAUAUUACCCCGCCAAGAUUGAAGCAAUUAACAAAGAAGGAACAUUUACAGUACAAUUCUAUGAUGGAGUUAUUCGAUGUUUAAAAAGAAUGCACAUUAAAGCCAUGCCAGAGGAUGCCAAGGGGCAGUUUCUGUUCCAGGUGAAAUCCCAGCAUCCACUAAGCUGGUGUUGUCCUAUCGACCCAGCUGGAGCGUGGAACCAGUCUGUGGGAAGUCAGGAUUGGAUAGCUUUAGUCAAAGCAGCUGCUGCUGCAGCAGCCAAGAACAAAACAGGGAGUAAGCCUCGAACCAGUGCAAACAGCAAUAAAGAUAAAGAUGAAAGAAAAUGGUUUAAAAUACCUUCAAAGAAGGAAGAAACAUCAACCUCUACAGCCAUACAAGAAAUUGAGAAAAAGGAAGAGCUCCCAACAUCUAGUGAAACAUUUGGUACAAAAGAAUUCUCAUGUUACUCUGUCCUUGGUGUAGGACUCCACGUAGAGAAUGUUCCAAAGAUGAUCUUUCCACAGCCAGACAGCACAUUAUCACACAAGAGGAAAAGUAAUCAAGGCAACUCAUUUCAGGCAAAGAGAGCUCGUCUAAACAAGAUUACUGGUCUGUUGGCAUCCAAAGCUGUUGGGGUGGAUGGUGCUGAAAAAAAAGAAGACUGCUGCAGUGAAACGGCUCCAAUGCUGGAGCAGGAGAUUUCACCUAAACCUCAAAGUCAGAAAAAAAAUGAAGCUGACAUUAGCAGUUCUGCCAACACUCAGAAACCUGCACUGUUAUCCUCAACUUUGUCUUCAGGGAAGGCUCGCAGCAAGAAAUGCAAACAUGAAUCUGGAGAUUCUUCUGGGUGUAUAAAACCCCCUAAAUCGCCACUUUCCCCAGAGUUAAUACAAGUCGAGGAUUUGACGAUUGUAUCUCAGCUUCCUUCUUCAGUGAUUAAUAAAACUAGUCCAUCACAACCUGUGAAUCCCCCUAGACCUUCCAAACAUAGUGAGCGGAGAAGAAGAUCACAACGUUUAGCCACUUUGCCGUUGCCUGAUGAUUCUGUAGAAAAGGUUUCUUCUCCCUCUCCAAUCACUGAUGGAAAAGUGUUCUCCAUCAGUUCUCAAAAUCAAGAGCCAUCAGUACCUGAGGUACCUGAUGUUGCUCAUGUGUCACUUGAGAAGCUUGGACCCUCUCUCCCUCUUGACUUAAGCCGUAGUUCGGAGGUUACAGCACCCGUAACCACAGAAUCCUCUUUUAAUGAGUACCCCAGUACAGAAAAGGAAGAUAUACAGAUGAUUUCAUAUCAUUCUUCCAAAGCAGUAACUGAUGGAAGAGUAGCUUCAACAGUGUCAGGAGUAUUGAAAACAGAAAAAAAAGUGAAAUUGGAAGAGAAAAGUUCAACGACAUUUGGUAAGAAGAAAGAAAAGGAUAAAGAGAGAAAGGAGAAAAGAGAUAAGGAUCAUUUCAGGCCAAAACAAAAGAAGAAGAAAAAGAAAAAAAAGAAAUCCAAACAGCAUGACUAUUCAGACUAUGAAGACAGUUCUCUAGAAUUUUUGGAAAGGUGCUCCUCUCCACUCACUCGGUCCUCUGGGAGUUCUCUGGCUCUGCGAAGCAUGUUCACGGAGAAAAAUACGUCAUAUCAAUAUCCAAGAGCUAUUUUAUCUGUUGAUCUUAGUGGAGAAAACUUAUCAGAUGUUGAGUUCUUGGAUGACUCUUCAACUGAAAGUUUGCUUCUAAGUGGAGAUGAGUACAAUCAGGACUUUGAUUCGACCAAUUUUGAAGAGUCUCAAGAUGAAGAUGAUGCCCUUAAUGAAAUUGUCAGGUGUAUUUGUGAAAUGGAUGAGGAGAAUGGCUUUAUGAUUCAGUGUGAAGAGUGCCUCUGUUGGCAGCACAGCGUUUGUAUGGGGCUACUGGAGGAUAGCAUUCCUGAGCAAUAUAUCUGUUAUAUUUGCAGGGAUCCACCAGGUCAGAGAUGGAGUGCAAAAUACCUUUAUGAUAAGGAAUGGUUGAACAAUGGGCGAAUGUGUGGAUUAUCAUUUUUAAAGGAAAAUUACUCUCACCUCAAUGCCAAAAAGAUAGUUUCAACACAUCAUCUACUUGCUGAUGUAUAUGGUGUGACAGAAGUGCUCCAUGGGUUACAACUAAAAAUUGGGAUUCUAAAGAAUAAGCAUCAUCCUGACCUUCAUCUCUGGGCCUGUUCAGGAAAGCGAAAAGACCAAGAUCAAAUAGCUGUUGGGGUAGAGAAAAAAAUGACAGUGCAAGACACUAUUAAUCUAGAAGAAAGAACAUGUUCUGCACAGAAUCAUAAAGAGACUCCUAGCUUGCCCAGAAAAAUGGAAGGAACAUAUAUUACAAGUGAGCACAGCUACCAGAAACCACAAAAUUUUGGUCAGGAUUGUAAGUCAUCUGAUCCUGUGAGCUCUGAUGAUGAAGAUAUUAGUAGUUUUGAAGAGGAACAGGAAUUUCACACAGAAGAUAAAAACUGUUUACAAUUUUCCAUAAAAGAAGAUGGCAUGAGUGAACAGAAUUCAGCAGAAGGGAAUACAUUAUUCGUCUAUAAUGAAAAAAGAAAUACAGAAGAAAAAGGAGACUCUCAUCUUCAGUGGCAGCUCAACCUUCUCACACACAUAGAGAACGUCCAAAAUGAAGUCACCAGCAGGAUGGAUCUGAUUGAAAAAGAAGUUGAUGUUCUGGAAAGCUGGCUUGAUUUCACAGGAGAGUUGGAACCACCAGAUCCUCUUACAAGAUUACCACAGCUUAAGCGCCACAUAAAACAGCUUCUGAUUGAUAUGGGGAAAGUACAGCAAAUUGCAACUCUUUGUUCUGUAUGACAAAAAGGAAGAAAUAAGAAAAAGAACAUGAUUGUGUACAGCAAACUAUAUUAUCUGCCAGUCUGACAAUGAAUAGCUGAAAGUAACUUAGUAACUUUUUACUAAGUUUUGUAACUAAAAUUUAUAUUAAUAUGAUGGAGCUUCAGAGAGAAAAAUAGUUACUAAUCCAGUCAAAAAGGUCAAUAUCUAAAAUUAUCAAAGUAUUUCCUGUGCGAAACCUGCAAAUGGUAAUUAUACAUCCUGAGGAUUGGUGAUAUGGAAUAUGAUCAAUACAAAGUAGAACUAGUCAACUGGAUCUUUCAGAAUUCAUUUACCUGAACCUCAAGAUACCCAUAAAAAUAAUAUUUUUCUAAAGUUUUAGUAGAAAGAUACAAAUUUACAAACCAACAUUUUACCCACAACAGAAUUCUAGAAAAAAAUCAGAAUUCUUGAAAGAGUUCUACUGGAUUGCUAAUAUGACACAGAUCUAAAAAGAACUGUGUCUAAUAUGUGAUUUAUUCAGCCACACAAAUGCUUUGGGUCUAUAAAUUCAUACAGGAUCAUGAACUGUUUUCCUGAGUGAUGAAUCACAAUCAGUUAAGACACAAGGUUUACUUCUGGGCAGGAUAUAGAGGGGCGGUGCUAGGGGAAUGUCAAGAAAUUGUGGAGUACUUAUUUUUCCAAAUGAUAUAUUUAAAAAAAAACAAGAAUGGAAAUCCUCAUUGUAGUCAUUCUCUAAAAAAAAAACAAACGUGAGAGGCCUAUAGUGGUAAAAUGUGCCAAAAAUGAUGAUACCAGUGGAAUGAGAAUUUAAGACUUGGAAAUUUUGUUUCUCCAAAAUCUGACAGUGCUUGCAGUCCAUCCAAAAUGUUUCUGUAUUCACACACACAAACACACACACACACACGCACACACACACACACACACACACACACACACACCCCUAUGUUUAUGGAAACAUGCAGAUGUGUGCAUGUUUCAUUGUGUUCACAUGUGUAUAUGUGCGUAUGCGUAUGUACAUGCUUACAUACAUGCACUCACACCUAUUUCUGUUGCAGUAUUCAGGGUUCAAACUAUUUUGGUCCUGAGUCAGUGUGCUUGGUAUUAAUCCUUAGGAACAAACUGAAUGACCUCAGCUGGGAUGAGGAACAAUGAGAGCAUUAAACCAGUUUGUGGCUGCGGUUUACUAAACUGCUAGAUUAAAUAUGGGGCAACUUGGUUGUUGAAGGUUAUUUUUAUUUAAAAUCUUUUAAGUUUUGGUCAUGAAUGGACAAACUUCAGAAACCAAAGGCAACUUAGUUGUCAUUUAGCUCUUGCUGGAUUUUGAGCCUAGGUCUACUGUGUGCCAGUGCUCAUACACAUUGUUUGCUGCACCCAGUGCUACAUAUACAUGUAUGUGUACCUGUGUAUGCUUGUUUUUAAACAUACACUCACAUGCAUAUGUAUAUAACAUAUACAUAUUUAUAUCUACACAUGUCUAGUUUUAUUACCAUAGACUAUAAGAAUUGAUGGUUAACAUUAAAUGUUGCCUUUUAACAGAAAGUUUCUAAAAAUUAAAAAUGUAUGUACAGGUUUUGAAAUUUGUAAAAAAAACUUUAAAAGACUGUUAAAGGGAGGCUGUUUAACUAAUGCUAUUAAGAUACUUGAACAUUUCAUGCCUCACUACUGUUUAUCAGUUCUAGUGAUCUGUAUAAAUGCAUUUUAGAACCGAUAGAUGGUCAACUUGAAUUUACCUUUGAAAAGAGUACACACCACUGUACAUUCAAAAUAUAUUUAAAUUUGCAAACACACUGUUCUAUAUGUAAGGUACUGUAUGUAAAACUCUUUAUUAAAAGUAUUCCACAUA